GACGUGCAGCAAUCGAGCGAGCAGCUGAUUUCUAAACAUUUCUAUUGAGCUGGAAAAGAGACAGAGACAAAGGUGAGGAGCUCGGCUGAUGGAUGAGGAUGAGGAUGAUGUGCGCAGGAAGGGUCUACAGCACUGGCCUUCCUCCCGCGUUCAGAUAAAGCAGACCGAGACAGCAGGGAGACCCCCUCUAUCCCCCAGCGGCAUGCUGCCCUGCCGAGUGAAUGUGGAGCCCAGACGCUUUCUCUACGGUAACACAGGACUGCUGCUGCUAGCGCCGCCUAGCCGCUCUCGGCCUCCAGACGUGGUUCUCCGGCAGAACCUGCGCAUGAUGGAUCCGGCGGAGAGCGUGGAGACCCUCAUCGGGCAGAAGCUCCAGCUGAUCGGAGAUCAGUUCUAUCAGGAGCACAUGAUGCAUCACAGAAACCAAAGGAACCGGGAGCCGCUGUGGUGGCGCGUGGCGGUGGCGUUCUACACGCUUUUAUUUGGAAGAGAGCCCAACGCAAGAGCAAAUCGCAGGUGAAGCGCCUCUCAAACACUGCCAACCGUGUCCCAGUCCUCUUCACGGAGCGCGGCGUUUAACAGCACUGUCUGAAAUAACUAACACGGGUUUUGAGGGGAAAACCAGAGAAUGGAAUGAAGACGUUUCCGCAGGACGGGGGCGGUUUGUAUCCCCAUGAAGAUGCCAUGAUGUUCUUGAGAUUCAAACAGGAAUAUUUUCAUAAACAUGUCGAGGUAUUUUGUACAGGAUGCCGUUUAAUUUUCUUUGCACUUCCACACGUGUGUAUCCGGAUGAUCUCCGCGAGUCUUGGGAAUGCCUUACUGUCCCACGGCACCCAUCUACGGAUGAUUAGGAUGGGAUUUUCCUUCAUGAAUCUCCCAAGACGUCCAGCAACUUGACAAAUCUCCAAAGAGGCCGUUUCUCAAAACAAAAACCUUUUGCACCUCAUUUCGUCCAGUUUUCUUGAUGUUUUUACUUUUUUAUUACAUAAUUGUUGGAUUUUUUUUAUUGUUCUUCCUAUUUUUUGGUUUAAAUACUAGUCAGAAGGCAAGGAUGAUCUAGACGUCUUUGAAGAGGGUUUGAUGAAGUCAAUGAUGAGUUGAUGUACUGCUGUUAUUGAGUUGUCUUUACAUUUCAUUUGAUUUGAGUUUUGACGCAACAGCAUGAAAUAUUACUGGAUUGGCUGUUUAGUUUGCUCCAAUAUCAUUUAUGUAUGAUUUCGGGGAAGCAAAGGUAGAGGAAAACUGUUAUCAGGUCUUAAAAAUUCACCAGAUUUUGGAAAACAUUUGAAUAAAGCUUGCAAAAAUGUUGACUUUAAGUCUAACUCAGGUACUUAAAGCGACAGUUCACCCAAAAAUUAAAGUUCUGGCAUCAUUUACUCUGA
Molecule: messenger RNA, 1382 nt
Organism: Sinocyclocheilus anshuiensis
Lineage: Eukaryota; Metazoa; Chordata; Actinopteri; Cypriniformes; Cyprinidae
Product: bcl-2-modifying factor-like
Exons: 4
Coding region: 89-520 (143 amino acids)
Biological process (GO): positive regulation of apoptotic process; negative regulation of autophagy; apoptotic process
Cellular component (GO): myosin complex
Source: RefSeq, a predicted model, not a curated record